This is a messenger RNA of Rhodamnia argentea, 3466 nucleotides long. RefSeq names its product putative calcium-transporting ATPase 11, plasma membrane-type. The record is from RefSeq and is a predicted model, not a curated record. Gene Ontology annotation, biological process: calcium ion transmembrane transport. Lineage: Eukaryota; Viridiplantae; Streptophyta; Magnoliopsida; Myrtales; Myrtaceae. Gene Ontology annotation, cellular component: membrane; intracellular membrane-bounded organelle. Gene Ontology annotation, molecular function: ATP binding; ATP hydrolysis activity; P-type calcium transporter activity. Bases 115 to 3243 code for a protein of 1042 amino acids. The transcript has 7 exons.
UAGACUCUAGGCUUCCUGAUAGCUCUGCGCCGUCCCCCUCCCCACUACCGUUUGCGCGUAUUGAGUCAGAGAGCAAAGGAGGAAUCCUCCGUUGCCAGUGCCGGAGGCCCGCAAAUGGAGAAGCUGCUGAAGGACUUCGACGUCGAUCCGAAGAACCCCUCGGUGGAGGCUCAGAGGCGAUGGCGGGCGGCCGUCACCAUCGUGAAGAACCGCCGGCGGCGUUUCCGCAUGGUCGCCGAUCUCGCCAAGCGUUCCGAGGCCGAGAAGAAGCGGCGCAGCAUCCAGGAAAAGAUACGAGUUGCACUUUAUGUUCAGAAAGCAGCUUUACAGUUCAUUGAUGCUGGCGGCCUGCCUGAAUACAAGCUCUCUGAUGAAAUCAGAGAAGCAGGUUUUGGUAUUGACCCAGAAGAACUCGCCUCUAUUGCACGGGGGCACGAUAUAAAGCGCUUGAAACUUCAUGGUGGAGUUCAAGGGAUUGCAAGUAAAGUGUCGGCCUCUCUUGAUGAGGGUAUCUGCACAGAAGACCCAUCCUCAAAAUCUUCAAUAUCUGUCAGGCAAAGGAUCUACGGCUUUAAUCGAUUCACGGAGAAACCUGCAAGAUCCUUUCUAAAAUUUGUAUGGGAAGCCCUGCACGAUCUGACACUCAUUAUUCUUAUGGUUUGUGCUGUGGUUUCUAUAGGUGUUGGGAUUGGUACAGAAGGAUGGCCAAAGGGAAUGUAUGACGGACUAGGAAUAUUACUUAGUAUAUUUCUGGUGGUCAUUGUAACAGCAAUUAGUGACUAUAAGCAGUCCUUGCAAUUCAGGGAUUUGGAUCGGGAGAAAAAGAAAGUAUUUGUUCAGGUUACAAGGGAUGGGAAAAGAGAAAAAGUGUCCAUCUAUGACCUGGUUGUUGGAGAUAUUGUUCAUUUAUCCAUUGGAGACCUAGUUCCAGCAGAUGGUCUUUUUAUAACGGGGUACAGCCUUCUAAUUGAUGAGUCAAGCCUGUCAGGUGAGAGUGAGCCAGUCAAUGUUUACAAGGAAAAGCCUUUUCUUCUUUCCGGAACUAAAGUGCAAGAUGGUUCGGGAAAAAUGUUGGUGACAACGGUUGGCAUGAGGACCGAGUGGGGAAAGUUGAUGGAAACAUUGGGUGAGGGUGGAGAAGAUGAGACACCACUACAAGUAAAGCUGAAUGGGGUCGCCACAAUCAUUGGUAAGAUUGGUUUGGGCUUCGCAGUGCUCACCUUUAUGGUGCUGGCAGUACGAUUCUUGGUGGAGAAAGCAUUAAAACAUGAAUUAACUAGCUGGUCUUCUACUGAUGCUUUGACGCUUGUUGAUUAUUUUGCUAUCGCAGUUACUAUAAUUGUCGUUGCUGUGCCAGAGGGACUGCCUCUGGCAGUGACACUAAGCCUUGCCUUUGCUAUGAAGAAGCUAAUGAAUGACUGGGCACUUGUGAGACACCUCUCAGCCUGUGAGACAAUGGGUUCUGCUAGUUGCAUAUGCACUGAUAAGACUGGAACGUUGACCACAAACCACAUGGUUGUUGAUAAGAUAUGGUUUACUGGUAAAGCUACGGACAUGAAGGGAGCUGAGGGUAAAGAUAUCUUGAAAUCAGAAACAUCUGAAGAAGUUUUAGCCAUCCUUUUGCAGGCAAUUCUUCUAAAUACAAGUUCUGAAGUUGUCAAGGGUAAAGAUGGUAAGCAAUCAAUUUUGGGAACACCCACAGAAUCAGCACUUUUGGAGUUUGGAUUGCUUUUGGGUGGUGAUUUUGCGGCACACCGCUGGGACACUAAGACACUAAAGGUUGAGCCUUUCAGUUCAGUAAGGAAGAAAAUGUCUGUGCUGGUGGCUCGACCAGAUGGCAUGGCAAGGGCUUUCUGCAAAGGUGCAUCAGAAAUUGUUCUUGGAAUGUGUGACAAGAUUGUUGACAAGGAAGGCAAUUUUGCUUCCAUGUCUGAAGAGCAGGUUAAAAAUAUGACUGAUGUUAUUAAUGGUUUUGCAAGAGAAGCACUGAGGACACUUUGCUUGGCAUUUAAAGACGUAGAUGACACUUCUGGAAACAUUCCUGAGAGUGGGUAUACCCUGAUAACAAUAGUUGGAAUUAAAGAUCCCGUACGCCCUGGAGUCAAAGAAGCAGUUAAAACUUGUUUAACAGCUGGCAUUACUGUUCGUAUGGUAACUGGGGACAAUAUUCAUACUGCUAUGGCUAUAGCUAAAGAAUGUGGAAUCCUCACAGAGGGUGGUAUUGCUAUAGACGGACUGGAUUUCCGUGGCAAGUCCCUAGAAGAGAAGAAGGAAAUCAUUCCAAGGAUUCAGGUAAUGGCGCGGUCUUUGCCUUUGGACAAGCACACCUUGGUCACCAUUCUCAGGAAAGAGCUCAAUGAGGUUGUUGCUGUGACUGGUGAUGGGACCAAUGAUGCUCCUGCUUUGAAAGAGGCAGACAUUGGACUUGCUAUGGGCAUAGCUGGCACAGAGGUUGCCAAAGAAAGUGCCGAUGUCAUAAUAAUGAAUGACAAUUUCACAACCAUUGUGAAUGUGGCCAAAUGGGGACGUGCAGUAUAUAUAAACAUUCAGAAGUUUGUGCAGUUCCAGUUAACAGUGAAUGUGGUUGCUUUAGUGAUAGACUUUGUCUCAGCAUGCAUUUCAGGAUCUGCCCCACUCACGGCUGUGCAGUUACUCUGGGUCAACAUGAUAAUGGACACCCUGGGUGCACUGGCAUUGGCCACAGAGCCGCCAAAGGAUGAAUUGAUGAAUAGACGACCGGUAGGACGGGGUACCAGCUUCAUAACAAGGGCCAUGUGGAGAAAUAUAAUUGGUCAGAGCAUUUAUCAACUAGCUGUCCUUGGAGCUCUCAAUUUUGAUGGGAAGAGUUUACUUGGACUUCAUGGUUCAGAUGCUACUGAAGUCCUGGAUACUGUGAUUUUCAACACAUUUGUUUUCUGCCAGGUAUUUAACGAAAUAAACAGCAGAGACAUAGAGAAGAUAAACAUAUUCCGGGGCAUCUUCAGCAGCUGGAUAUUCCUCGUCAUCAUAGUUUCCACAGUUGUAUUCCAAGCAAUCUUGGUGGAGUUCCUCGGCACUUUCGCGAGCACUGUGCCACUAAGCUGGCAACUGUGGGUGCUAUGCGUCUUGCUUGGCUCAGUGAGCUUGCCUUUAGGAGCUCUUAUCAAGUGCAUCCCUGUUGGACAAGAUGCACCAAAGCCUCAAGAUGGACAUGAGCAUCACGACGGGUAUGAGCCGCUGCCUUCCGGUCCAGAACUGGCUUGAACGCGAUGGAGAGCCAAAGGCAUUUUCAAUGACUAACUCAGAUCAUGAAAGUUGAGAAGGAAUAAGAGAGCAUUAGGAGAUUUAGGGACGUAGCUUCUACAGGAUACAUCCUUUUUUACUUCGUUUUGGAUUUUCUAACUUAACCAGUCAGUUUUUCCUAAGGGUUUGCUCGUUCUCGAACCCAAAGUUUUGAUGUUUCGCGGGGAUACCCCGAUUUCUUUCA